AUGGCGCCCACCACGCUCGCGCGCCUCUGCGCCGUCGUCUUGGCGCUUCUCAGCGUGCUGAUGACGGCGCGCGCGCAACCCCUGGCGGGGCCGCGGUGCGUGAACCGGUUUCCGCAGAAGCCGCUGUGCAAGUUCGUCGACGACCUCGCCGCGUCGCCGCUCACCUUCCUCGACGCGUCGGCCGGCGAGACGAUCAAACUCGGCGCGUACGACGUCUACCAGAAAUUCCAUCGUGACCUGCCCGACACCAAGGUGUAUGCAUAUGGUGUCUCCCGCGACUCGGCGCGCUACCCGGGCCCCGUGCUCGUCGCGAAGCGCGGCAGCACCACCAAGGUUAAGUUCGCGAAUCACAUCAAGGACAAGACGCACAUGUUCACGAUUGACCCGACGCUUAUGACGCCUAAGCUCAAGAACGGCGGUGUGCCAAUCACCGUCCAUUUGCAUGGCGGGGAGAAUCCAAGCAAAUCCGACGGCCACCCCAUGGCGUAA
Messenger RNA from Closterium sp. Yama58-4, 489 nucleotides. The record is from the annotation of a GenBank genome assembly. NCBI's taxonomy places the organism in Eukaryota, Viridiplantae, Streptophyta, Zygnematophyceae, Desmidiales, Closteriaceae.